This is a messenger RNA of Lepisosteus oculatus (spotted gar), 2662 nucleotides long. NCBI's taxonomy places the organism in Eukaryota, Metazoa, Chordata, Actinopteri, Semionotiformes, Lepisosteidae. The record is from RefSeq and is a predicted model, not a curated record.
AUGAACACGGACUCCUGGCUCGCCAGCGUGACGUCUGGGUCAGCCUUCAUCAGCGCCUUGAUCCGGGACAGCGGCAGCUUGGCCAGGGGCUGCCGACACCGCGACGGCCGCCGCCGCCGCCGCCAUCCUCACUGCCCGGGAACUACAGCAGAACCCCCCGCGACUCGAGGUGAAAGUGCCGCAAACUACGCAGAUGUCGCGCAAGCCCCCGGCCUGAGCGUGGAGAGUGCCUUACGAAUACAGCCGACUGUGCGAACAGAAAUGAAAGACCCGCAGCGAACAGGGAGCAAGGCCAGGGACGGGGUGCAGCCCAGGUGCAGGGAUGUUUCUCCGCUGUGGAGGCGCGCGGAAGGGCGCUGGCCCAGGCAGCUGGAGCAGGAGGAGGUGGGGAAGGAGCAGCACGCCGUUGCCGUCCCCCCCAAGGCGGGGCCCCAGCCGGAGGCGCAGCCAGUGAGGCGCACUCAGCUUGAGAAGGUCGUCUACGACAUGUCCCACAACGAGCGGGUCGUGAACGAGCUCGUGCUCGGGCGGCGGAUCGGCUUCUACGAGCUGCGCGGGGAAAUCGGCACCGGGAACUUCUCCCACGUCAAGCUGGGAAUCCACGCGCUGACCAAAGAAAGAGUUGCUAUCAAGAUCAUGGACAAGACCAAGCUGGACAAGAAGUGCCAAAGUCUCUUUGUGUCUGAGAUCGCCUGCAUGGAGAGACUGUCCCACCCCAACGUCGUCCGGCUCUACGAGGUGCUGGAGACCUUGAAGAGGCUGCACCUCGUGAUGGAGUAUGCCAGCGGAGGGGAGCUCUUCUCCCGAAUCAGCACCAGGGGGCGCCUGUCCGAACUGGAGAGCAAGCUUGUGUUCGCACAGAUCGUCUCUGCCGUCCAGCACAUGCAUGACAACAACAUUAUCCACAGGGACCUGAAAGCGGAGAACGUUUUCUACACAACCAGUUACUGUAUCAAGAUUGGGGACUUUGGCUUCAGCACGAUUAGCGGCCCUAAUGAGAUCCUCAACACGUUCUGUGGCUCGCCCCCCUACGCCGCGCCCGAGCUCUUCAAGGAGAAGGGUUACACGGGGCGGCACGUGGACAUCUGGGCACUGGGCAUCCUCCUCUACUUCAUGGUCACGGCCUCCAUGCCCUUCUACGCUGAGAACUUGGGCCGGCUGAAGCGUUGCAUCCUGCAGGGCUCGUACGGCAUCCCCUCCUACGUCUCCGAGCCCUGCCAGCAGGUCAUCAAGGCCAUCCUCCGGCCUGUGCCCGCUGACCGCUCGUCCAUCGCCCAGAUCAUGGGCAGCGCCUGGCUCCGCGGCAUCGAGUUCCCCCAGCCCUACGCCUCCUUCCACGCCACCCCUUCCCACCUGGCCGAGGCCCAGCCCCUGAGUCCUGAGGAGCAGGAGGUCAAGCGCGCCCUGAGGGACCUGGGCAUCACGGAGGUCCAUCUCCAGAACAAUGCCUGCGGCGGCUCGCGGAGCCCCAUCACCGGCAUCUACCGCAUCCUCCUGCACCGCGUCCAGAAGCGGCGGUCCGUGGAUGCCGUGGGCUACGCCGCCAUGAGCUCGGAGGAGUUCCAGCCCGCCAGGCGAUGGGCGCGGAACACGGCCACAGAGAGACACGACCCCUCGGCCGUCUGCAUCCUCCUGUAGGAGAAAUCGCCACUCCGGCCAGGCGGGCUGGAUCAAGAGGCCGGGAGGUGAGGAGCACAAGGACGUGUGCGAGACGUUCCCAGUAAGCCAAAGGCGUCACAUAGCGGUCGACUGCUUAAGAAGGCAUCCUGACUUGCCUGCGCGGGGGAAAGGAGCUGUGAAUGGAAUGGACCAGGCUUGCCCAUGAGUUACUCCUCAGAGUGGGGGUGAUCUGGGUUAGAGCUGAAAGGAGACAAAGCUCUAAGGAAGAAGAACUAGCACAAAACAAAAUAUGGGAACCUUAUGAGCAAGUUUAUUUGAAAAUAAUUCAGUCAUGUUAAAGCUCUUUAUGAUACUGAUUUUAUACAGGCUGUAUUAUAUACUCUGUUAACAGUGUUAUAACUUGUACAUUUAGUGUUAUAUUUAAUAUAUGGUAUGUUAUAUUAUAUAUUAAAAUAUGUGCUGGGGGUGGAAAGCAGAUUUGCAAAAAUCCUCAAUGUCACACUCCUCCUGGUGGUAAGAGGUCUGCGCGAGUGGUGCUGAACGCACUGGUGCUCCUGGUGUUCAGCUGUGGCGCGGGCGCCCCCUUGUGUGGGUUUGUCUCAUUUCGAAAACCCCAGAGGGUUUAAAAGAAAGCGAUUGUGAUCUGCUAGCAAAAUGCCAUGCUUACAGAUUAGGUGCAGGUGCUCAUUUUUCUGGAUAUUAUUUAAAAUAAAUCCCAGGUUUUUUAUUGCGAUGAGCUGGCACAGCUGAUAGUGACAGCUUGGUUGUGUUACCUACCUAUGCGUUAAGGCAAUUGUCUUGCAGAAUGUGCAGGAUCUCUUUUUGUUGAAUCAUCCUGUCUUGUAAAACUCUGUCUAGAAAAUGAUGUGAAUAUAAACAGCAUGUUACUAGGAAACGCAUCCUCUUCUCCACUUAAUCCCUGAAGUCGAGCUUCUGAUUGUGAGUGUUUAAAAUGAUCUUUCUGGGUACUGUGAAUGAUUGACUCUGGAUGAAGAUACUGUGAAAACGCAAAAUCAGUUUUGCAAAACUAUAGAAUAAAGGA